Carassius auratus (goldfish) is the source of this 1508-nucleotide messenger RNA. RefSeq names its product rhomboid-related protein 4-like. The record is from RefSeq and is a predicted model, not a curated record. Lineage: Eukaryota; Metazoa; Chordata; Actinopteri; Cypriniformes; Cyprinidae. The coding region runs from base 154 to 1164 and encodes 336 amino acids. Gene Ontology annotation, molecular function: serine-type endopeptidase activity. Gene Ontology annotation, cellular component: membrane. The transcript has 8 exons.
UUAACCACCUGACGAAACUAAACAUGAAACCAGAAACGAAAGUGAAAUCUGGCGUGUCCUGUUGAUAGGACUCGGGAACUUUCCCUUUACUCAUACUACACCAACAUCCAUGGAGCGUCUACGAUUCCAAACAGAAGCUGUUAUUCAGAUAUUAUGAUGCGCAAUAGACAAAGGGGAUCCAAUCUUGGCCUGCUCCUACUGGCCUGUCAGGUUUUCCAGCUGGGAAUCGACAACAUCCCACCUGUCACUCUUGCAGCGCUGGGUCUGAACGUCUAUUUGUUCCUGUUUCCUGCCAAACCCCUCCUACAGACGUGUUUGAGUGUUCAAGAGGCAUACUGGCACAGAGACUGGAGUCGUCUGCUGCUGUCACCGUUUCACCAUGUUGACGACAUGCACUUAUACUUCAACAUGGCCUCUCUCCUUUGGAAGGGCAUUCAGCUGGAGAGGAAACUGGGAGGCGCCUGGUUUGCGUAUCUGCUGUCUGUCUUCUCUCUACUCACCGGAUUGGUGUACCUGCUCCUGGAGACAGGACUGACACACAUGACAGAAGACUCCUCAUAUAGUUUACAGUGUGCAGUGGGCUUCUCGGGUGUUCUGUUUGGGCUGAAGGUGGUGAAUAAUCAUUAUCAUCCAGGAGGGGCCACAUACAUCAUGGGGCUGCUCAUUGCUAAUCGCUACGCCUGCUGGGUAGAGUUGGUCCUCAUCCAUAUCAUGAACCCUGGGACGUCAUUUGUCGGACACCUGGCUGGGAUUCUGGUUGGUCUGCUCUACACUAAUGGACCACUAAAGACUCUCAUGAAAACCUUUGCAGGCUUUAUGGCCUCUGAUGGACAUUAUGGAAGGCAACAAACAUACUUCAACUCAUCAGGAUACAGUGGAUAUGGCAUGCCGUAUCCUCCGAACCCCCAUUAUGAACAGCAGUCAUUUAUUCACAGGCAGUAUGGCGCCCACUACAGGGAGCCAUAUGACACAGCAAUGCCCUCUGCACCAUCCCAGCAUCCCUAUACAGCAGGACUGUCAGAAGAGGAACAGUAUGCAGCAGCUGUCAGAGCCAGCCUGAACGACAGAGGUAUUCCUAUUCAUGGGACAUAUACCCAGUCUAACCCAACUCCUGAAGAGAUCCGCUGGCGACGACUUCAUAGAUUUAGACAGCUGAACAAUUGAAGAACGUAACACAUAAUGAUAAUACUACUAGAUUGUUCACAUCAAAGAGAGCACUAAACAGCCAAUUCAAGCUAGCGGAGAAGAUUCUGUGGACUGGAUGUGUCACCUAAUAUAUUUUAUGAUGUCACCAGUGUGAGGUUUCAAAGACUGUUGGCUGUAUUUCUCAUUGCACACGUUUGUAUGCACAUUUGUUCUUGCUGUAAAUGCUUCUCUUUGCAUUAACGUCAAAAGUUGAACAUUUAUAAAUUGAAUAUCCAUGAACAAUGGUUGUGGAUGUGCCUUUAUGUGUGACCUAUACUUUGUUUCUUAAGUAUAUUGUUGUAAAUAAACAUAAAUCAUUCUUA